Molecule: messenger RNA, 576 nt
Organism: Cantharellus anzutake
Lineage: Eukaryota; Fungi; Basidiomycota; Agaricomycetes; Cantharellales; Hydnaceae
Product: putative RPS11B-ribosomal protein S11B
Exons: 6
Coding region: 12-473 (153 amino acids)
Biological process (GO): translation
Cellular component (GO): cytosolic small ribosomal subunit; ribosome
Molecular function (GO): structural constituent of ribosome
Source: RefSeq, a predicted model, not a curated record
CUCUCGGCAUCAUGGCGUCCGAACAAACCGAGAAAAGUUACCAGAAGCAGCCUAUUUUCCAAAAUGCUAAGACGCUUGGUCCAAAAGUCACUAAGCUUAAGCGGUGGUACAAAAAUGUCGGUCUUGGCUUCAAGGUUCCACCCGAGGCAAUCAACGGGACCUACAUUGACAAGAAGUGCCCAUUCACUGGCAAUGUCUCCAUUCGUGGGCGCAUCCUAACUGGGCGGGUCGUGUCAACAAAGAUGCAGCGUACCAUUGUCAUCCGUCGGGAAUAUAUGCACUACAUCCCGAAGUAUAAGCGCUAUGAAAAGCGCCACACUAAUAUUUCUGUCCACUGUUCGCCUUGUUUCCGUGUGGAAGUCGGUGACCUUGUUACUGUUGGACAAUGUCGACCUUUAUCCAAGACUGUUCGAUUCAACGUCCUUGAGGUGAACAGGAGGAAGUCGGACAUGAAAGCCUUCUCGAGGUUCUGAGAGAGUGUGUUGCACGAAAGGGGUGAUUGAUUGUUGUCCCAUGACCUCAGUUGGUUGAUCCAUGCAAUCCAAUUUUCUAUAUUUUUCCGACUGUCACAGCCAU